AUGGAUGAAGAAGAGCGUCAGAGACGUAUGCAGGAACUACAAAUGGCGGAUCUGGGAACUGCACGUCGUGAAUAUAUAUCUACUGUUGACCUCCCGAAUAAGUACCGCCAUGUUGGAUUGGAUCAAAUCGAGGCCAUUCGGGCAGCCAAUAUAAAAGGUUCUAAGGUCCAGAAGAUUGCACAAGCUAACAGGGCUCAGUUAAAUGCCUGGAACAAUGCACACCAAACAAUUGGAGGUGAUGCCCAGUUGGAAGAUCUGGACGACAUGAUGUCCGGACAAAGUCACCGUGCACAACUCUUUGAUAGUAUUAGAGCAAAAGGUGGUCAGGCGUAUAUUCACGACCCCAUUGUUCCCCCCAAAGGGCCCUCCGGAAAUGGACAAUCGUCCAGAGCUUCUAAACUACCUGGGCGAGGCGCGGGAGCAAUGGGAAGCCGUGGUGGUCACCGGUGCCAAUAUCUGGAUCCUGCAUUUCACCCCGAAGUGGAUGAUAAUAUCCCUGGAAAACACGCCAAACUUAAGGGGGUGGUAGGUGCUACUCCAAAAGCCAUUAAAAGUGACAAAGUUUCUCGUGGGCGAGGCCGCUUAGGUGCGGUCAAAACUAGACGCGUUGUUGAUCCAGGCGCCAAUUUUGAAGCAAUGCUUGCCGGUCCGUCAGACUUCAUGGCAGUGGCAAAAGUUCAUAAUGCUCCCGGCUCUUCGGGACCUCCUGGACCACGGCAAAGCACACCGGCCCAGACCAUUGCCGUAUCCAAUCAAACCAAGAAAAAAAAUAUUGCCAAUGAGAAAGCCAAUAUUAAGGAAGGGACUUCACAUAAAAGAGUCGUAAUGGAAGGAGGUAACAAAGGGGAAACUGAAAAGCAAAUAAAUGAUGAUACUAGCGCUAUUAUCAUGGAUGAACUGGACCUCAAAGGAGGCAUGAUUUUGGAGCAGAAUACCAAGUUAACGGCGGAAAGUCCUUGGGCUAUUCAAGUAGAUAGCCUCCCCUCUGAUAGCACUCGAACUGGCCCAACUGACUUGAGUGAACGAAAGACAGAGAAGGGUUUUAGAUCAAGCCUUCCCCAGCCGAUUCACGCGUCAGAGGAGUCGACAUACCUGAUAGACCUGAUAUGGAAAACUCGAUCACCUUCCAACCCAUCGUCCCCUCUGCGCUCUCGACAGGUUGAUUCUGGGUCUUUACUAGCCCUUAGAUCUCCUUCUCUGAGUACUGCUGCCGCAUCAAUGGAGACGCUGCUACCCGGGUUAACAGACGGUUCAGCUGGUGCUAUGAAAGCCAGCAAUUCAUCGGAUGGAGCUAGCAAUGGUGCUGUGAAGGGAGCACUUGACCUGCUUAUUGAGAGGCUACAGAAGGAACUGGACCAAGUCAACCAGAUUAUCGACGACAGCGAUGAGCCUGUAGAGUCAACGGGAAUAGGAGCCUAUCUGUUGAGCCGAAAGAAGCAAUUGGAAAGAGAAAUUGCUGAAGCUAUUGAAAUGGAGAGUGAUAUUGUACUUCCGUUAAGUGCACUUACAUUGGAAGAUCAGCAAUCAAUCGGGGAGCAUAAUAUUUCACAGGAAAUACUAACCCCGCGGGCACCAAACACUUUCGCAGAUAAAUCGGACAAAGUCCCCUCAGUAUGCGAUAUUAUCGGUAACCAUUUGUUACCAGGAAGGAAUGUUUCGAGCACCAAGUCAGGCCUGGAUACGCCAAAGGUAGUAAGUGAAAAAAGUAGCCUUCAUGGCUUCGUCACUACGACCCACACUCCCAUUAUUGGAGAAGCAGCGUCUCCGUCGCCUGGUGCAGCAGCGGUCACCCAUAGUCCCUCCAUCAAUGAACUACAUGCGCGAGAUACGCCCAGUGUCCCUGACAACGCAACAACGCGGCAAUACAUGCAACCCACUCCCGAGCUACCUCAGAGCUCUACCAAUCAAGGUAAUGUACCUCCACACGCUCAACGCGAUAAGUCUUUGUCUGCCGUGACACAGCAGUUUUCAAACUUCUUGAAGCAUUCGCCAGAGCAAAGCCGCCUAUCGUCCUAUCCUCUCUAUGGUGCGACUGCUACGGUACAAUACCCUAUUGUACCAUCCCAACUGCAGCCUACUCCCCUCGGCCCGCAGUUGGCCACUUCAAGCGAACAGAUGAAGUCCGUUGCGUCGAGCGUUAACCCAAAGUUAAUCAAGCCAGCUGCAGCGGCGCAAUAUUCUUCAGCAUCAUUCCACCGGCAGGAACAAAUACCAGCAUCACAGUCUCCUGGCGCCUCAACUCCGUCUCACCAAAUAACUCCUGGCGGCGCGAGUAUUACACAAACCUUAGAGGCCAAGUUCCCAGUGUCAGCAGCAACUUUACAAUACUCUUGUGCAGUGUCCGAUGCUGAUAUCAGAGGAAAGGACCCCCCACCACCAGCGGGACAGGAAAACCGCAACCCAUACACUGUGAGCUCUACACGUGGGAAUUCUGAAACUUCUUCUAUGCCUUCUUCAAAUAACCCGCCCCGCCUUCUUGGACUCGAAAACUCCAAAUGGGCGAUGCCGACGGUUGGUUCCACCUCACCCAAAGGCGCAAGGAAGCAACCCGCAUCAGUAAAACCAGAAAAUGGCCCAAGAGGAAAUAACAUGUUUGCGGCAGAACUGGCAAAGCAUGGCAUUACCGUGUCUAAACGCUCAAUGGGUGAGGCUACGACUAAUAGUGGACCGUUGAAGUGCCAGAAAAAGCUAUCCGAGCUUGCAAGCUCUAAAUGGGCGAGCUAA
Molecule: messenger RNA, 2724 nt
Organism: Histoplasma capsulatum G186AR
Lineage: Eukaryota; Fungi; Ascomycota; Eurotiomycetes; Onygenales; Ajellomycetaceae
Exons: 6
Coding region: 1-2724 (907 amino acids)
Source: RefSeq, a predicted model, not a curated record